Electrophorus electricus (electric eel) is the source of this 5777-nucleotide messenger RNA. It is a transcript of the gene skila, whose product is annotated as SKI-like proto-oncogene a. Gene Ontology annotation, biological process: negative regulation of transforming growth factor beta receptor signaling pathway; negative regulation of transcription by RNA polymerase II; negative regulation of BMP signaling pathway. Lineage: Eukaryota; Metazoa; Chordata; Actinopteri; Gymnotiformes; Gymnotidae. The record is from RefSeq and is a predicted model, not a curated record. Gene Ontology annotation, molecular function: SMAD binding; RNA polymerase II cis-regulatory region sequence-specific DNA binding; DNA-binding transcription factor activity, RNA polymerase II-specific. Gene Ontology annotation, cellular component: transcription regulator complex; cytoplasm; nucleus.
UUCCACGCGCCAGACUGCGAGACAGACGGACACCCGCGCGCAGUUUCCGAGGCAUGCCCAUUUGGAGUGUAGUGACGUCUGCGCUUCAGCUUGUGUUCUGACGUCGUGGCUGUCUGAGCGCUGUUUCUGCCUGCGCCUUGGUGACUGUGGUGCGAGAAGAGAAAUCACUCAGUGGCAAGUCCUUUAAAUCCUAUUCAAAAAGCUCAGCAAACCACACUUCCAUCUCCAUCAUGCAUGAAGUCCGGUGAUUGAGAAUUUAUUAUUCGUAGAGUUUAAAACAUUUGAACAAGAAGGAGCAUUUGAACCAAAACCCAGCCCACACAGGAAAGACCAGUAAUCUCUACAUGGCUACCAUGGCUAGUGCUCAGACAAAUGUGAAGACUCCUUUCAAAGACCAAAUCUCAUUUCACAGCAGUAUGAAGAGGCUGUACAGAGAGCAGCUCGAGGAUGCACCCAUUAAAAAGCGUGUGAUGGCAGAGAUGAAGCUGAUGCGGCGUGGUGUGGAGCUUUUAUCCAGGGCCACCAGAGUGAAGCAGGAACCUGUGGAGGAUGAGCCCUGUUUUGAAGGAGGCACAGAGGGUCAGGAGCUCCAUGUGACCACGGUGGGUAAGGCCCUGGAUCUGAGCCCUGGGCUGAAGAACACUCUGGCUCAGUUCACCCUGAGCAGCCAGAGUUCGCUGGGGGGUCCUGCUGCCUUCUCAGCAAAGACAGGCCAGGAGCCCAGCCUGACGGGUGGUGUGGCACCACUGCCUUCACCAUCAGUCUUGGGCGUGGGGCCCCUGCUGGUGCCCUGUGACAGCUCCACGGAGCUUACCCACUCUGUCUUGGAGGGCGAGUCCAUCUCUUGUUUUGUGGUGGGUGGUGAGAAGCGACUGUGCCUUCCCCAGGUGCUGAACUCGGUGCUGAGGGAUUUCUCCUUGCAGCAGAUCAAUGCUGUGUGUGAUGAGCUCUAUGUCUACUGCUCACGCUGUGAUGCCAAUCAACUGCACAUUCUCAAGGUGCUGGGCAUCCUGCCCUUCAACGCACCGUCCUGUGGACUCAUCACCCUCACAGAUGCUCAGCGCCUCUGCAAUGCUCUACUGCGCCAGGGCACUGCCCUGCCCUCUGAGAUGUCCACCCUGCCUUUGCUCAAGGAUGCUGAGGCUGGAUUCCAGGUGGAACACCAGUGCCUGGGUCAGUGCCAGGGCCUCUUCCUGCCCCACUUCUACAUGCAGCUAGAUGCACCAUGUAUCCAAUGCAUGGAAUGCCAGCUGCUGUUCUCACCGCAGAACUUCGUGAUGCACUCACACAAGUCUCCCGACAAGAGGACGUGCCACUGGGGCUUUGAUUCAGCCAAGUGGCCCUGUUACCUGCAACUUAGCCGCAGGCAUGAGGGCACCGUGGAGGAGCCACAGCUUAAACAGCUUCUGGACGACAUGAAAAAGAAGUUCCACCUGCAUCUGAAGAAACCGCUGGACAAGAAGGUACUGGAUAAUGAUGGCCAGGUGCGGAAGUCCAGUCUGGACCUUAGCCCCGGCAAUGAUGAGUCAUGUGAUGAAGAGAAAGACAAAAAGGGUAAAAACCAGUCUUCACUGGGGUUCAGCCACCUCUUCCCUGAAAUCAAAGAGGAGGCUGAACAUGCCUCAAUCAUCCAUCCCAGUUACUACCUAUACCCGUACGAUAAGAUGGUAGCACCCAAUGUGUCUCUGCAGAAGGAUGGAGAGGUUGGAGUGGAGGUGGAGGUUGGAGUGGAAAUGUUGGGUGCCCUGCUUAAGCAGCACUACAGCAGGAAAACACACAGCCAUGACAGCUGCACAGGCUCCGAUCUUCAUGUGACUUCCUCCUCUUUUGGUGAAGAGGCUAAAUCUGACAACGUGAGUGAAGUGCGGCAACACUACCAACCUCCUCUGCCCGUUACCUUGGAGACGGGCUCUAGUGGAAAGGAGGAUGAUAAAGAGCGCAUCGUGCUGGACAUCAUCCAGAUGUAUAGCAGGCAGCAGGAGAAGCUCAAUGCCACCCUGCACAGGCAGCAGCAGCUGGAGACGGAGCUGGAGGCCGUGCGUGGAGGUGAGGUUGCCCAGCUGAGGCAGCUGUCUGUGGAGCAAAGUGAACUGCAGAGUGAGCUGGAGGCAGUUCAUACUGAACAUGCUCAAAAGCUGGGCGAGGUGCAGCAGGAACAGAGGGAGCUGGAGCAGCGGCUGGAGCAGCUUAGGCAGCAGAGUUGCACCUGUCAACCCCGAGAGAAAGAGGCACAAUACAAUGCCCAGCUGUGUGAGUUGCGGUGUCGUCUGGAACAGGCUGAAGCAGAGCGUCAGCAGUUGCAGGAUGAACUGUGUUGUGAACGAGAGGCUCGUGAGAAGCUGGAGCUCAUGAUCUCUCUGCUACAGAAGCAGAUAAUGCAGUCAGCCAGCAAGGGUGUUACCAGCCCCCAGAACCUACCCACACCCUCCUCACCUGUUCUGGAGACCAUGUCCUGCUAAAUACCUCUACCCGACACCUCUGCUCAUAUUUUUCCAGGCACGCACCCGCACACCCACUCUGUGCCUGUACCUUGAACACGCCCUCCCCAAGUCCCAGACACAAAAACAGAACAGUUGUGCAGAGAGAACCCCCCAUUGAUGGGGCAUGAUGCUUGUUUAUGUAUACAGACUUGAUACCUGUUUUAUAAUUUAACAUCACUUAGAAUGUAUUGUUGUAGUACUGUUUUUUUCUAUUUUUGACCUAUUCUUAGACAGUAUUUAAACUUUGUAAAUGUUUAAUUUAUAGUAUUGCUGAUGGGCUGCUUAUGGACAGAGAAGAGGCAGUUCUUAUCAGAGCCCGUACUCUUUUUGUCCUUCUUCCAUGCUUGUGGUGUUUGUUGGACUCUACGAGACAGAUUGUGAGAAUAGGAGAGAUCAGCACGUGGAAACUAAUUGGACUUUCCAAUGCCGCCCAGGAGCUAAAAUGUCUGCCACUGGCCUCUUAAAAUUUGUGUUGUAGUUCAGCCACACCAGGAAAAAACACUUUACCUUCUGACUCUGUGUUUCUGCAUUUCAACGCAAAGUGAAAAGAGCGGAUCUUAAAAUAUUCUGAAAAGACUAGAAUUUAUUGAGCAGGACAUUGCAGCCGUUGAGGUUUUCAUUAAAGUGCAAACAGAACUAAAAGACUAAAAGUUGGAGGAGCCCUUUGAAGAGGUCAUCCUGUUUCAGAUGGUAAUCUGAUAUCUAAUCUCCCUUUCUGUCCCUCCUCUUCACCUCAGCAUUUGCUGCCUGCUGGUGAUUAGAUGUUUCCUGUGAUUUCAUACUUAUUAGCUGCUCAUGUAGUGCAUUAAACUCCACUCACUCCUUACUGUCAUAUAGAGAUGCGCACAGACUUGGCCUCUGCUGGGUGAAAACAGUACAGUACAGAACUGGUACAGCUCACAAGGCUUUCGGUUAGACACACCAAGACAAAGCAUCUGAACACAUGCACUAUGAAAUUAGAUGGUCAUCUAAGUCUGUCAUGCUAAUGCUAAGAAUAUUAUAUACUUGUGUUCACUGAAGUAGUCUAUAGUAAUACUGUAUAUUAUACCAUAGGAGUGAUGCUCUGAUGAAAGUGAAGGGCAUCUUAAAGAGAACUGGGUCUGAUGUUUUAGCCAAAAUGUUGAACAUUGUUCUGGCUGAUUUGAGAGCAAACAGCACAGAGGGGAGGCUAGUUGGAGCCAUGAUGCCUGGGUUGGCUUCACGUUGGUGGUGCAGAGAUGCUUUGUGUCUGUAGGAGGGGUGACCAGGACAAUCACCCUCCCAGCCCAGGGGCAGGAUUGUUGCAGAGAGAUGGUUCUGUAAGGUUCCAGGCAAGAGUGGUGUCUGGGUCAAGCAUCAGCUUGUCUUCCCCCUAUUCCCCCUUUUCCACAAAUGAUACCCACAGCUAAUCCUGGCUAGCUCAGUCAUCAGCAGGCCAGAACCACCAUCUUAAUAGGCCAACUUCAUAAGAUGAAAAACACAAAAAAGAAAAAAAAGAGGGGAAAAAAAAGAAAAAAAAAACGUGUCAGCUAUACUGUAAAUAAGUACUUUGCAUUUGUUUAAAAGAGAAAAAACUUGGAAAGAACUUGGAAAUAUUUCAAAAAUUAUUUAAUGUUUUACAUAAUAAAGAUUUAUACACACUUUGUACAUACAGUAGUCUUUAAUAUAUUACCUAUGUAAAAAAUUUUUAAAGGAUUCAAUAGAUGAGGAAAGCUAUGUGAGUAUACAGCUAGAGUUCUGUGCUCCAGGAUGGUUUUCUAUAAGGUAUAAGAUCCAGAAAGUGUGAGAUCCUUCAGCAAUGCAGCUGACCCACAGAAGGGAACAUAAAAUGUACAUGGUGUUUCAGAACCUCCCUGAAUGAAAUAUUUAAAAAUAAAUUAUGGUUUUGUGGUUCUCGCAAAGAUUGAUGAUUGAUGGACUGUUUAUGCCUGAUGUUGAAGUUUUCACUAUUCCCAUUAAUGACUUACUUUUUUGAUUUACCUUUUUUAUGAAAGAGUAAAUAAUGCCAAAUGCAUGUAUUUUAAGUGAUGCUGCUUUUGGUCAUUUUUUCUCCCAUUAUUCAAGGUUUGAGUUGUUCUAAAGAGCAGGAAGGCUCUUUUAGUACUUGUGUGAGUACAAGCUUUUGAGGUCAUAUCUCUGUUUCCAGAAAUGUUUGUAGCAAGAUCUGAAGGAUUCUGUGUGGGAUAGAGGGAUACUCUAAUCCACAUCUACCUAAUGGGUAAAUCCAAAACCAAGAGACAUGUGCAGGUGUAUGUCCACGGGCACCCUGUAGUGGAGGUGCACUCACCAAAAGAGGCAGAAUUUAGAUCUCACAUCUCAUACGAGCAACAGGACAUUGUAGCAGUUAUUUCACUGUAAGGAAAUGCAGGGCUGCAGUUUGUAUGGUCCAUCUUCUGAUCAAAUCAGUGUUAAGCUUCUGUAUGCCACUGUUUCCUCUGUAACAGUUAGUCUAAUGGCAAUUUGCCAUAGUUCGAGGAUAUUUAAUUAAAUGUGUUUCUGAAUCUUUGUACCUUUUUUGAUUUUGAUUUUUAUUGGAGCUAUGAGAUGUAAUUUGUAUUUUGUACAAAGGGGGGUGCUGUAUGGCUACUUUGUAGAAUACCUUGUUGUUAUGCUGCUGGGCACACAGAAGCGCUCACAAUACCUUCAGAUUAUCACCCCAAACGCCUCUGGAAGCAGAGCGCAGAGAUUUAUUUGCAUAUUGUAUUAAAGGUGUUCUUUAUGCUGAAUAGGUUUUAUGUAAAAAAUUGAUAUAAUUAUCAAAGAUAUGCCCUAACAGGAAGUCAUAUUAAGAAUUUUUUGCAGCCAAAUGCCCACAUAAACAAGUAACAAUUUGACUGUUGUGUGGAAAAGUCAAGCUCUCUUUCACUGCUUCUUCAUUUCUGAGAUAGUAUUGUGGGUUAGUUUCACAGACCCAGAUUAUGCCUAAACUGAUUAAAAAGAAUUUCCAAGUGAAACUGAACACAGAACUUUUUAUCAUGUGAAAAUAUGUUUACUGUUUACUGCUUUUGGUAAAAAUAAAAAAAUGUUUGGUGACAUUUCUCAGACAUGCAAUGCAGUAAGGGUUGCCAAUUCAGCAGUGAUGAAGAGUUUGAUUUUGCAUGAAUGAGAUGCUCUCCUACCUCAUGUGAUAUAAAAUGUUUUUUAAGCAGAUGACACUUCAGUUUAUCAUGAGUGAUAGUUACUAGUUAAAUACAUGUACAUGCUUUUAGCUAAUACCUCAGUUGUAUGUAGUGUCUUUAUUUCCCAUUACAGACUGUGUAAAUAUGCCUUGUAUAGACAAUGAGCUUGGAUUAAAUUCAGGAUCUGUAGUGUCGGUUC